This is a messenger RNA of Toxotes jaculatrix (banded archerfish), 2089 nucleotides long. RefSeq names its product forkhead box E1 (gene foxe1). The transcript has a single exon. NCBI's taxonomy places the organism in Eukaryota, Metazoa, Chordata, Actinopteri, Toxotidae. Bases 35 to 1126 code for a protein of 363 amino acids. Gene Ontology annotation, molecular function: RNA polymerase II cis-regulatory region sequence-specific DNA binding; DNA-binding transcription factor activity, RNA polymerase II-specific. Gene Ontology annotation, biological process: cell differentiation; regulation of transcription by RNA polymerase II; anatomical structure morphogenesis. The record is from RefSeq and is a predicted model, not a curated record.
UGAUUUCUGGCACACUUUUGAACUGUCUGUGACAAUGCCAGUGGUCAAAGUUGAGAAAGACUCUCCGGCAGACACUUUGUCUGAAUCCAACCCUCCACCACAGACAGAGGAGCAGCCCAGAGGUCGGAGGAGGAAGAGACCUCUUCAGCGAGGGAAGCCCCCCUACAGCUACAUUGCACUCAUUUCGAUGGCCAUAGCAAACUCCCCUGACCGCAAACUGACAUUGGGGGGCAUCUACAAAUUCAUCACAGAGCGCUUUCCCUUCUACAGAGAAAAUUCAAAGAAAUGGCAGAACUCCAUCCGCCAUAACUUGACUCUCAAUGAUUGUUUUAUCAAGAUCCCAAGAGAGCCGGGGCGGCCAGGAAAGGGCAACUACUGGGCUUUAGACCCAAACGCGGAGGACAUGUUUGAGAGCGGCAGCUUCCUUAGGCGGAGGAAGAGGUUCAAGCGCUGUGACUUGAGCACCUAUGCCUCAUACGUGCAUGAGACACCAGUUUUCUCUCCUGUCCAGAUUGCCAGAUCUGCUGCAUAUACCAACUCAGUUUAUCCCAACAUGACAGUCAGUCCGACAUACGGGCAGCAGCUGCCGUCCGCCUACUACCCCUCCUCAUCACCUCCUGGGUUCGGACCAAGCCAGACCCGCAUGUUCAGCAUCAAUAACCUCAUGGGACACCCGAGUCCAGCCAGCAUGCUGGGAGCUCAGGGGCCAGAGGUGAUGCAGCAGCCCAGCCGUAGCUUCAGUCCUGAGGGGCUUCAGAACGGAUCCAGUCCCUGCAGCCUGGGAGCUCCAGCUUUCCAGAGCCAACCAUGUGGAGGAGCUGUGCCAUCCCGAACCACUACACAUCACGGGUUCACCUACUCCGGGCCAAACGGCCACCCACACCACCAUGUACACCAGAGCUCAUAUGGACAGGGCCACACCCAGGGGUAUACAGCGACAGGACGCCUCCAUGCCUCAGCCCACGGGCCUGCAGAGUCUAUGGACCAUUACGGCAGGAUCUCCCCAGUGCAGCUGGGUUCUUUCUCCCAGUAUAACAGUGCUGCGGGUCCUAUCGGCAACACUGGGGGUUAUCUGAGACACCCCACAUACCCGGGGAAUAUGGACAGGUUUGUGUCUGCUAUUUGAGCUACUGAGAUCCCAGCAUCUCACUAUCUUUUUAACAGAACAUCAGAAGCUUGAGAUGCCACCAAGUGAGCCAGACAUUUCUGCACACAAACAUGACUGUUUUUCUUUGUUUCUGACGCUUAUUGAGGACAAAACUGAACAGACUGAUUACAGACACCUCUCUUGACACAACUGUGAUUUAUACCAUUAAUGCUUCAACCCAUUUUCAGUACUGAUGGUAAUUUACUUUUUGAUCACCCCUUUAAAUUUGGUUUUAAAUGUUAAGGCCUCUUCACAGCAUGUGGGAAUAUAAAAUUCACCUAAUUCAUCUUGGUUUGUUUUUUUGGGCUUUUUUUUUUUUAUUUUGGUCCUAACUUGAAUGUGCAAGUUAAAUAUUUACAUUACUGAUAAGUUUAAAUGACAGUCAUUGAAAUGUUACUAUAAAUUAUUGUGUUUCAUGGACAUAGGCUUGUAUGAAGAACGUAAGCUUCAGUGCAUUUGCAUGUAUUUUGUUGCCAAAUGAAAAUGCAUAUUAGGUUGUCUUUUUGGAAAUAAACAAUUAUACGGAACUUUUGUUCUUAAAGAAUAAAAUGUUUAAAUUAUUGAUGUAUUAUUGUUAUAACAAUUUAAGCAAUUGCGCCAAAAUUGUGCCAAAAAAAUCAGAAUUACAUCAGAUAUAUUUGCAAAUGUUAUUAUUAAACAAUGGUAUUUUACAAAAUAACAGCGACCAACAGAUCCAUCAGGAACAAAAAAUGCCAACAUCUGAUUCUUUUGUGUUUAUGUUGCUUUCUACACCGUUUCAGCUCAACUGGUUUGAAGUGUUGUCUGGAGCCACAGCAUAAGCAGUCACUGUGACCGGCCUAGGUUAUCAUGGCCAGACAUCUACGCAGCACUUAGACACACACAGUUAACCUACUACAUGGAUCUACUAAUCAAGAAAAUGAAUUGACUUGUAACUCAGUAUUUCAGCUUAUAAAAUUGAGC